Molecule: messenger RNA, 615 nt
Organism: Rosa chinensis
Lineage: Eukaryota; Viridiplantae; Streptophyta; Magnoliopsida; Rosales; Rosaceae
Product: probable L-cysteine desulfhydrase, chloroplastic
Exons: 1
Coding region: 1-615 (204 amino acids)
Source: RefSeq, a predicted model, not a curated record
AUGGCCUCCUCCCCCGACCACAACCACACCUUGAACGGCGAUUCCAACACCCACACCUCCAAAAAGCCCAAACUCUCCUUCAUCACCCCCUCUGAAAUCGCCGCCGAAUUCUCCCACCACGACCCCACCGUCGCCCGGAUCAACAACGGCAGCUUUGGGUCCUGCCCCGACUCCGUCCUCCACCGCUGGCAGCUCAAGUACCUCUCCCAGCCCGAUCACUUCUACUUCAACCACCUCCAAGCCGGCAUCCUCCACUCCCGCACCCUCAUCAAUGCCGACCACGUCGAUGAGGUCUCCAUAGUCGACAACGCCACCGCCGCCGCCGCCAUCGUCCUCCAGCAGGCCUCCUGGGGCUUCUCCGAGAGCAAGUUCGAGCAGGGCGACGUCGUCGUCAUGCUCCACUACGCCUAUGGCGCCGUCAAGAAGUCGAUUGAGGCCUACGUCACUCGCGCCGGCGGGCACGUCAUUGAGGUACCCUUGCCGUUUCCUUUGAAUUCCAACGAUGAGAUUGUAACCGAGUUUAAGAAGGCUUUGGAGAAGGGGAAGGCUAAUGGUAGGAGGGUUAGGUUAGCUGUGAUUGAUCAUAUUACUUCAAUGCCUCUAAUAUUGGUGUGA